This is a messenger RNA of Macrobrachium nipponense, 3441 nucleotides long. Its product is annotated as glycine receptor subunit alphaZ1-like. The coding region runs from base 848 to 2233 and encodes 461 amino acids. Gene Ontology annotation, cellular component: neuron projection; plasma membrane; synapse. The record is from RefSeq and is a predicted model, not a curated record. Gene Ontology annotation, biological process: chemical synaptic transmission; nervous system process; chloride transmembrane transport. The transcript has 10 exons. Lineage: Eukaryota; Metazoa; Arthropoda; Malacostraca; Decapoda; Palaemonidae. Gene Ontology annotation, molecular function: excitatory extracellular ligand-gated monoatomic ion channel activity; transmitter-gated monoatomic ion channel activity involved in regulation of postsynaptic membrane potential; chloride channel activity.
AACGGUUAUUUAUAGGUAAACGAGUGGUUGCGAAUCAGCUCGGAACUGCGCACUACAACUACAAGCACUCUCGAGGUUUUGUCUAGUCUAGAGCUUCUGCAACUUGGUCGUCACAGAUGGGACGAGCCUCGAAGACGUUGUCCCAGUCGUGUCUUAGAACUUGUACUACCAAUUCCGUUCGCAGGCGUCAUCGCUCAGGUUCACGAUUCGCACGAUGCCUUUUGCUUUCCAGCAUUCGUUUAACGAAUUUCUGCGUUAUUUCUCAGGCUUAAAACAAACAUAGCUCGUUUUUUUCGCACAGUUGUUGAAUAAAAGAUCAACUACCCUUGUAAUAUAAAUAUCUAACCACAUAGUAAUAGCAGAGAAAAUUAUGUGAUGAGCAUAUUAGAAUUUUUUUUUUUUUUUUCAGAAACUCCAUCUCUUACGUGAACGUACAAAUGACACUCUUGAAGAAUCUCGAUUGUUUUAGUGGUCCUCGGUUUCCAUUUAGAUCUUAGGCCUACGCACUUGUAAUAUGUGAAAACUCAUGAAUGUUGUUUGUUUGAAGCCAAGUUUAGCAAAUUAAUUACAUUGAAAUUUGAUAACAUUAAUACAUGACUGAUAAGCUUAUCAAUUUUAACAGCAAUUAAAAGAACCUCACUUGUUAGUUAUACCUUGUACUAUCCUAACUAAUGAUCGACUGUUUGAGACAAAUUCAGCAGAAUCCUUGCUUGUUUCAGCACAGGAAUUUUAGGAGUUUAAUGCUACAGUGUUAAAAUACAAGAUUCAAGCAUUAUUGCGUUGAUUUUUAAAAACUUUAUUAUAUAUGUGCGAGAUCGGUGAAACUAUAUGAGAAAGUGUAUUAACAAUGUGGGUAAUUCGUUACCUGAGAAUUUUCACAGUCCUUUAUCUCCUUGUACUACGCCUAACAACGAACUGUUCAAAGACAGAAAGGGAUGACAUUGACGAAUCGAUGGUGCUGUUUCACUCGCGUAUCCCAAAUCACAACGACCAGAUUCAUCCCACGAAUGCAUCCGCUGUCCUUCCUGGGGCUCCCGUACCUGGGGAUACCUCUGAGCAAGUAGAUAAGGACAGUCAUGACCUCUUUCCACCAUCAUACGACAGAUUUGCUGUUCCCAUACCCCCUGGAGGAGAUGUUCUGCCUGUGGUGUUCAGUGUUAAAGUGCGGGACAUUUUUGCCAUCAAUGAAGUUUCUAUGGACAUCACAUUGGAGUGGUACAUCCGAAUGUAUUGGACUGACCAUCGUCUUCAACCUCCUUUAAAAUCCUUCCGAGAGUCAUCACCAUGGAUUAACAUUGACCCGGCACAUACAAGUCGGAUGUGGAUACCCACUGUGUAUAUAGAUCAUGCCAAGGAAAUCACCAUGCCUUCAUUGCUGGUCCUCCCUCGCUCUCUUAGGAUAACCAAACAAGGCCUUAUGCGAUAUUCUACUUCAGUCAUUACCAAGAUAGCUUGCCCCAUGGACUUCACAGCAUAUCCCUUUGACAAGCAAGUUUGUUUCAUGAGACUGGAGGGUUAUCAAUACAGAACUUUCGAGGUGGAAUACAGCUGGCAUGAAACUGGAAUCCAGAUCAGCAACUCGCUCCGGACAGAUCACUUUACAGCCAACUUCCACAUCGAUGGAAAUGAAAGAGUUCAGCACGAAAAUUCAGCAACUUUCCCAUCGGUGCAACUGAGGAUCAGCUUGUAUCGGAAAAUGAGCUACCAUGUCAUGAACACUUACAUCCCCUCAGGCUUGUUUGUGAUUGUAUCGUGGCUAACCUUCUUCAUUCCUGUUGAGGUGGUUCCAGGCAGAAUGGUCUUGACAAUAACAACUCUUCUGACAAUGGUCUCCAUGUUUAGCACUGUAAGGUCUGAAUCUCCAAAAGUGUCUUAUGCAAAAGCUAUUGAUAUGUGGAUGUUUUUCUGCAUCAUACUGGUAUUUACUGUACUAGUGGAAUACACAUUUGUAGUCUACCUUCAUUUCCGAGCUAAGAAAGUUGAGAUGGGGCAGGUGAAACCACAGGCCUUCGUGGAAUCUUUCAACAAGUCCACAAAUGUUGCUAGUGAUCAGGCUUCUGUUACAGUCAAUGGAACAACCAGUGAGGAUAAGAAGAAAAAUCUCUAUGCUGUUUGGGAGGUUCGGCUGGAGAGGUACACCAUUGUCUUUUUAUCAUCAGUAUUUUUUAUCUUCAAUUUCACUUAUUGGCCAUUUUGGUUAUCAUAUAGAAUACCAGAGACAUCAUUAUACUGAAGACUUUGUACAGACCUGGAAAUUUUCAGUUAAAUAUUUACAGACUGCACCUAAUUAAUUCUUUAGGGUUUAGAUUCUGUAGAGCAGUACAUACUAUUCUUUAUCCAAAAUUAACUGCUACUAAAACGUGAAAAUCUACUGUCUUUGGAUAGCAAACGCACAUCUAACCAUUAUGGCACAUUUUAGUGUAAUUCUGAGUAAUCUGCUGUUAAGUGCAUUGUUUGUUUGUGUGCUUGUUGCCUUUGAUGAGUUACGUGUGUUGAUGUUUCAAGAUUUUGGAGUUUGCACUUUCUUAGUGCAAUGGGAUGUUGAUACUGCAGCUUUGCUAGAGCCAAGUUCUUAUAAUAGAGUAUGUACUAAGUAGAGACUUUUGGUAAAAGUGAAUGCCUCAAAAAUCACACCAAAGCAUGUAAUUCGAGGGAUAAUCCUUCUCGAAGGAAUUGAAAUCCAUUGUCGUAAAAAACAGAAACUUACCUUAUUUCAGUUAGGUAAUGCAUCUCUAUCCAAAUUGAGUUCUUGUAUGUGUUAACAAAGGUUAUGAAGUAUUGUACAAAUGCUUUUAAAAUGCAUCAGUCGUAAGAUUAUGAAGUAUAGUACUGUACAAACGCUUUAAAGAAACUUAUGCUAAUGUUUCAAUUCAGUUUGCAGUGUAUAAGAAUAUACUUAAGCCAUGGAUUGCAUGUAUCCUUGGACAAAAUAUAAGGAGAAAAUGUUAUCUUUACUCAGGUAUAUUAUUCAUAUAAUCAUUGUUUAACUUUUUCUUAAGCUGCUGUCAGUAUGAAGCAUACGGGUGAGUGUAUAGGAACGAAUGAUCCAUAUAGUUUGCCAAAUGUAAGAAAGGUUCAUACUACAGGAAUUAAGAUAGUGUACCAUUUUACUAAUUCUUUUUACCUUAUAACUGGUAACAUUGUUACUUUACUCACUAACAGUAUUACAGAACGUCACAUUUUGAAAUCAUAUAUAGUUUUGUAUUGAUGGUCCACCAACAUUUACCAAAUGUAAUGUAAAAUAAAAUAGAAAAAAAGCAUUCUCAACAUCUUAGCUAAGUGUGAUAGAUGCAUGGGUGAAUUACACCCUGUACAUGUACAUGUUAGAAAUGACAAAUACCUAAACCAGUUUUUAGUGCAUAACUUCAUCUAGAAUAAUCACAGCAGUUUUGAGCCAUAUUAGGUUCCCUUACAGGUGAGAAUAAAUACAGAAAAUAUAUA